Arachis ipaensis is the source of this 1208-nucleotide messenger RNA. NCBI's taxonomy places the organism in Eukaryota, Viridiplantae, Streptophyta, Magnoliopsida, Fabales, Fabaceae. The record is from RefSeq and is a predicted model, not a curated record.
GAAGAGAAAGAAUUGGUUAAACAAAAUGGAAGGCCAAAACAACAAAAUGAUUAGGAAUAAUAAUUCUCUUCUCCUUCAAUUAUUUUCCUUCCUUUUAUUAUUAUUCCCACAGAUCAUACAAUCACAGGAGAAAUCUUUUUCUCGCCAACCUUCUGGUCAAUUUAUUUUCACUCCCCAUGAACGCUCAGAUUCUGAACCUCAACAGGUUCACAUAUCAUUGGUGGGGAAAGAUCACAUGAGAGUGUCAUGGGUAACAGAAGACAAGCAUGCAAGAUCAGUGGUGGAGUAUGGAACAAAACAAGGAGGAGAAUAUGAAGCAAAAUCAAAGGGGGAACACACUUCAUACAAUUAUUUCAUGUACCAAUCAGGGAAGAUCCACCAUGUGGUUAUUGGGCCUUUGAAGCCCAAUACCAAUUACUUCUAUAGGUGUGGUGGUUUGGGCCCUGAGUUUUCCUUCAAGACUCCUCCACUCAAUUUCCCCAUUGAAUUUGCGGUUGUAGGUGACUUGGGACAAACAGAAUGGACAGCAUCAACCUUAAAACAUGUUAACAGCAAAGACUAUGAUGUGUUUUUAUUACCGGGUGACCUAUCCUAUGCUGACACACAGCAACCACUAUGGGAUUCCUUCGGUCGCCUGGUGGAACCAUACGCCAGCCAGAGACCAUGGAUGGUCACUCAAGGCAACCACGAAGUUGAGAUCUUACCGAUUACCGAACCAACCGGUUUCAAGGCCUACAACUCCCGCUGGCCCAAUCCCCACAAAGAAAGUGGGUCCAACUCAAACCUCUACUAUUCCUUUGAGGUUUCUGGGACCCACAUUAUUAUGUUGGGGUCAUACACUGAUUUUGAUGACCAAUCAGAGCAGUACACGUGGCUUGUAAAUGACUUGGGGAAGGUUGAUAGGAAGAGGACUCCAUGGGUGGUUGUGUUGUUGCAUGCACCUUGGUAUAACACGAAUGAGGCACAUCAAGGUGAAGGUGAAAGCAUGAGAAAAUCCAUGGAGGUUUUGCUUUAUGAGGCUUGUGUUGACUUGGUCUUUGCUGGCCAUGUUCAUGCAUAUGAACGCUUUACUAGGGUUUAUGACAAUAAUGUGGAUCCAUGUGGUCCAAUGUACGUGACAAUUGGAGAUGGAGGAAAUCGUGAAGGACUUGCAUUAUCGUGAGAUACUAACUAUUACUAUUGAUUAAUUAAGUUAAUUUUCCGUAAUU